Messenger RNA from Ascoidea rubescens DSM 1968, 594 nucleotides. It is a transcript of the gene RPL30, whose product is annotated as 60S ribosomal protein eL30. Gene Ontology annotation, molecular function: RNA binding; structural constituent of ribosome. Gene Ontology annotation, cellular component: cytosolic large ribosomal subunit. NCBI's taxonomy places the organism in Eukaryota, Fungi, Ascomycota, Saccharomycetes, Ascoideales, Ascoideaceae. Bases 35 to 358 code for a protein of 107 amino acids. The transcript is spliced from 2 exons. The record is from RefSeq and is a predicted model, not a curated record.
CCGGAGUGCAAAAGUUACAAUAAGAAGCGCAGAGAUGGCCCCAAAAGUUAAAAAAGCUCAAGAGAAUUUCAAUUCUAAACUUGCUUUAGUUAUUAAAUCAGGUAAAUAUACCUUAGGUUAUAAAUCAACCAUUAAAUCUUUACGUCAAGGUAAGGCUAAGUUGAUUGUUUUAGCUAAAAACACACCAACUUUAAGAAAAGCUGAGUUGGAAUAUUAUGCUAUGUUGUCCAGAACUACAGUUUCCUACUUUGAAGGUGGUAACAAUGAGUUAGGUACUGCUUGUGGUAAACUUUUCAGAGUUGGUGUCUUAGCUAUUAUUGAAGCUGGUGAUUCUGAUAUCUUAACUGAUUUGCAAUAAGUUUAGUGUAUUAUGACUAAUAAUUGUACUAAUAAUUAUAUGUAAAACCCAUUCAGUAUUGACAAUAGGAGUAAAGCACCUCAAGGUUAAAAGAGCUUUUUAUAUAUCUAAUUUAGAUUUAUCAAUAUAUUAUGUAAAAACUUGAUUUUUGGAUAUUAUUUUUUAAAUUUUAGAGUGUAUUGAACUUGAUGUUUUUUUCAAAACUGAUCUUGCAUAUUAAUGCAUGGACUUUACGG